Messenger RNA from Cynara cardunculus var. scolymus (artichoke), 990 nucleotides. RefSeq lists its product as uncharacterized. The record is from RefSeq and is a predicted model, not a curated record. Lineage: Eukaryota; Viridiplantae; Streptophyta; Magnoliopsida; Asterales; Asteraceae. The transcript has 3 exons. The coding region runs from base 1 to 990 and encodes 329 amino acids.
AUGGCUGGAAAUAGAGGUCGAGGAAGACCAAGGGGGCGAGGUAGAGGGAGGAGUCAGUUUCAGGGAAGGGGACGAACUGAAAUACAUUCUAAGCAGGAAGAAUCACACUCUGGGAAUGCUCAGGGAGGAACGGCACACCUCGGCCAGACAAUCGAGCCCACUUACGGUGAAGACCAACAAGCCCAUAAUAGUGAAGAUACUCUUACAGAUGAGCUUGUAGACAAUGAAUCAGGCCCUCAAGAGAUACAAAGUGAGGAAGAGCCCAAUAGCGUGGAAAUCGAGUCUCAUGAUAACCAAUUUGAUUUCAUGAAUGAGUAUAUUCAAGGUGGCGAGCCUCAAGCUUCUCGGAAUUGGUAUUACAAGUUCACCACCUUCCUUUCGAACCUAAAUUUCUGUCGAUCCAAGGAUGAUCAUUCCUUGUUCAUGUAUGGGAAAGAAGAAUUCUUUUUUGCCAUCUUAAUCUAUGUGGACGACAUCAUCAUAGUUGGAAAUAAAUUUGAACGGAUCCAAGACACCAAAACGCAACUUGACGAAGCAUUCAACAUCAAAGAUCUUGGUCCUUUAAAAUACUUCCUUGGGAUUGAAGUAGCAAAAACAUCUAAUGGGUUGGUUCUGAGUCAAAGGAAAUAUAUCCUGGACAUCCUUAAAGAUAGUGGAAUGAUGGGAUGCAGACCAAGUCCCUUCCCCAUCGAACAAAAUUUAAACCUAGACAAAGGAGAGAAUGAGACUCAAGUUGAUGAUGGCCAUAAUCAACUAGUUGGUCGGUUACUUUACCUCCAAGCUACACGUCCCGACAUCACGUAUGCUGUCAACAUCCUGAGUCAAUUUGUUGCUGACCCAUGCCGUAAUCAUAUGGAAGCUGUGAAUCGUGUCUUAAUAUACUUAAAAGGUAUACCAGGACAAGGGAUCCUUCUCCCUCGAGCCGAAGAGCCGGUUCUAACUGCCUUUUGCGACUCAGAUUGUCUUGGAUGCCCUUAUAUGAGACGCUAA